This is a messenger RNA of Branchiostoma floridae (Florida lancelet), 2074 nucleotides long. RefSeq names its product lysosomal acid glucosylceramidase-like. Gene Ontology annotation, molecular function: glucosylceramidase activity. The transcript is spliced from 13 exons. Lineage: Eukaryota; Metazoa; Chordata; Leptocardii; Amphioxiformes; Branchiostomatidae. Gene Ontology annotation, biological process: glucosylceramide catabolic process. Bases 214 to 1833 code for a protein of 539 amino acids. The record is from RefSeq and is a predicted model, not a curated record.
CAAAUUCAUCCCAGCGGGCUCCUUUAGAAUUGAUGUCAAACCAGAGUCGUCCAACCCUGGGAACCUGGAUGUUGUUGCAUUCCUAACGCUUGAGAAAAGUGUUGUGGCAGUCAUAUUUAACAGGUCUGAUAAAGACAUUGAUGUCUCCCUUCAUGACCCAGAGGUUGGCUAUAUGAAUCUGACGUCACCCAGUCAUUCCAUCAUGACUGCGGUAUGGUGGACUGGUGUAACAGUUCCAGGGUAAGCAGCAUGAUGGUGGGGAGUGGGCGUGUCCUUGUGCUGUGUGCUGCGGUGGCUGUAUGCCUGGUUCAGCACCUGCAGCCAGCAACUGCAGAGCGGAAGCCAUGCAUAGCCAAAGAUUUCCAACAUGGUGGUUUUGUGUGUGUCUGUAAUGCCACCUACUGCGACACCAUGGAGCCCAAUACCAAACUACCUAAAGGCCAGGCUGCCAUGUACGUGUCCACCCCAAGUGGCAAGAGGUUUGAGAAGAUUGUCCUCAACUUCACUGCCAAGUCUAACGACUCUGGUGACUACGACGUUUGGACCGUGAUGAAGAACAUAACAUACCAGAAGAUCAAGGGAUUUGGCGGUGCCUUCACUGAUGCUGCGACUAUGAACAUCUUGAGUCUAUCUGAGGGCGCACAGAAGAACCUCAUCUCUGCUUACUUCAGUCCGACUGAAGGUAUCGAGUACACACUUGGCAGGGUGCCAAUGGGAGGCUGCGAUUUCUCCACCAGGGAGUACACGUAUGACGACACACCAGACGAUUUAGAACUCACCAAGUUUGCUCUGGCUGAAGAGGAUAUGAAAUACAAGAUUCCAGUUAUCAAGAGCGCCAUGCAGAUGAGUGAGAGGAAGAUCAAUCUCUUCGGAAGUCCGUGGACAGCUCCUGCCUGGAUGAAGACCAACAACAAUGACACAGGUAAAGGUACCCUGAAGGGGAAGGCUGGAGACCCCUACCACAAGGCCUGGGCCAACUACUUUGUCAAGUUUCUAGAUGAGUACAAGAAACAGGGUGUGGACUUCUGGGGUCUGACAGCACAGAAUGAACCGACAGAUGGAGAAAUCACUCACUUCCCAUUCCAGUCCAUGGGAUGGACAGCAGAGUCCCAGCGAGACUGGAUCUCCAGUGACCUGGGUCCUGCCCUGGACAAGGCUGGCUACGGUAACAUCAGCCUCAUGAUCCUAGAUGACAGCCGGCUCUGGCUGCCAGGCUGGGCUACUUCGGUCCUGAACAAUGGCACAAUGGCGGCAAAGUAUGUGGAUGGUAUAGCUGUCCACUGGUACCUGGACCAGUUUGUUCCUGCUAAUGUGCUGUCCUUCACCCAUGAUGACCUGCCAGACUACUUUGUGCUGUCCACUGAGGCCUGCCAAGGCUUUUUUCCGUGGGAGGAGAAGGUUCUGCUGGGCAACUGGAACCGGGCGGUAGAGUACAGCACAGAUAUUCAUCAGAACUUGAAACACUGGGUGGUCGGCUGGACAGACUGGAACCUGGCCUUGAACAUGACAGGGGGACCCAACUGGGCUAACAAUGAAGUGGAUGCCGCCAUCAUUGUGGACAGCAAGAAGGACGAGUUCUACAAACAGCCGAUGUACUACAUCAUGGGGCACUUCAGCAAGUUCCUUCCAGAAGGCUCUGUUCGUGUGGAGGUAAAAGGGCCAUAUGAGGAUGAUGAAGACCGAUGGAUGAUGGCUUUCAGCUUACCAGAUGGGUCAAUGGUAGCCAUUAUGUACGGUGAGUUUUAUGAUGUUCACCUCCACGACCCUGAUGUUGGGUUCAUCAACUUCCGACAGUUCGAGGAAGGCAUCACUACUGUGCAAUGGUGGCCAUGACAUUCAAACAAGAUGGCCAAGAGAAUGGGCCACAUGUGCAAGAGAAGUGGGGUGCUUAGUAUCAUUGGAGGCACUCCCCCUUGUUAUUUAGCAUGGAGCAUAUUCUUUAAUGAUAGCAAGGAUAUACAAAUGUAUGGCACAUGGACCAAGUAGGAGCCAACUUGUUUCAAAUAAAACAUUAAUCGUGUAAUAACCAAGCUUAAAAAUGCAUCUCAAGUUCAAUAAAUGUAUUGCUACAAUA